AUGAAGAAAGAGAUAGAUGCUAUUCGUUCUAAAGACGUCUCUCAAGGUAGAUUGACUCAAGGGCAACAAACUCAGAUCUCGCGAAAUGAACAAAGAACAGAACAGAUUCUGGAUGAGCUUGAAAAUUUGGAAGAGACGCUGAAUGAGAGUUUGGAAGACACUCAAACGGCUGAUGUGCUUCCAAGCUUGGAAGAACAGGAAGUGCGUCAACUGUACCCAAAAGGCCCAAAUAUUGAUUUUAAGAAGGAAUUGAGGUCCCUUAACAGAGAAUUGCAGCUGCACAUUUUUGAACUUGCUGAUAUUCUUGUGGAGAGACCAUCACAAUAUGCAAGGAGAGUGGAAGAAAUAUCUCUUAUAUUCCAGAACUUGCAUCAUCGUCUGAACUCAUUGCGGCCCCAUCAGGCUAGGGUAACACUAAUUCACAUUCUAGAACUUCAGACAAAACGACAUAAACAAGCUGUUGAGGAUAUACAGAGGUUUACUUGUAGCUGGUGGUGUGAUAAACCCUUUUGCAAAGACUUAUUUUUGUUCCCCACAGUCUGUAUGCAACCUGCCUUACUUCAGAACUUUGCUUAUUGAUCUCAAGGUGUCAUUUGAGUUGGUGCCAACAGGUGACAUGUUUCUUUAACAAACUUUUUUCUUGAAAGUGUUCCUGUCGAUAUAUGGAGCCACCAACAGUUGGACACUGGUGCAUCUCUUAUGUUGAAAUAGGGAGUGCUCAUGUAUGUUCCUACUCAAUGGUCAGAGCACCUUAAACAGUUUCAUCUAAUACCUUUAGGGAGGGUCAUGGAAUCCCACUGGUCAAAGUUUCUCGGACAGACAGUUGCAUCUAGUACCUUCAUGCUUUUAUAGGAAAGUAGUCCAUCUAGCUGUUAUUGAAUGGUAUCCAAGCAUUAAUUCAGAUGGCAUGGAUAGAUGGAGGAUAGAUUAGAUUAAUUUCAAGUGUCAUAGUAGUAUUCUGUUCUAUCACUCUGAAACUUUUACUUAUCUAAUAUCAAUUGCAGUGAAUUCUGACAAACUCAACCCAUUAGUUACACUCAACCCUACUGCAAAAAUGUUAUCAUUUUGUGAUAAGGCAGUACGUGUUGGUUUUUGGUAUGUUUGAUAGACUAUUGACAUUAAAUGGAGUCCACCUUAAUAUGGUGGGGUGACUUGGUGUUGUCCAUUUUGCGUCCAUUGUAACAUUGUAACACAGACCUAGGUACUACUAAUCCAUCAUCAUUGACCAAAUCAAGGAAAUGGUUGAGGAGAAAGAGGGAAUUCCUCCAGUGCAACAAAGGCUGAUUUAUACUGGCAAGCAGCUUGGAGUUGACAAAACUGCAAAAGACUACAACAUUGAGGGUGGCUUUGUCCUUCAUUUAGUGCUCGCACUACGUGGUGGUAGUCUAUAAAUUGUAUUGUAGUAUUGUAUCUAUUGAUCGGUUCAGGCAAGCUCUUUGUAGAGGCUUUAUCGAGCCGUGAUACUGUAAAACAUUUGAGCUGCAUUACAUGGCAGAAAACUUGUUCUAAGCGGGUUACUGUGGACAUAGAUAUUGGUGUUUUACUGUUCUGCUCUGUUAUGUUCACAGUCAAUGCCCUCCUGGUUUUACUGUAUACACGUUUAGCUUCACUUGGGCAAAAAUUUUAUCAAUCCUGAUUACAGUUA
Messenger RNA from Rosa chinensis, 1645 nucleotides. Its product is annotated as mediator of RNA polymerase II transcription subunit 7b. Bases 1 to 579 code for a protein of 192 amino acids. Gene Ontology annotation, molecular function: transcription coregulator activity. Lineage: Eukaryota; Viridiplantae; Streptophyta; Magnoliopsida; Rosales; Rosaceae. The transcript is spliced from 8 exons. Gene Ontology annotation, biological process: regulation of transcription by RNA polymerase II. Gene Ontology annotation, cellular component: mediator complex; core mediator complex. The record is from RefSeq and is a predicted model, not a curated record.